Physcomitrium patens is the source of this 989-nucleotide messenger RNA. RefSeq names its product oxygen-evolving enhancer protein 3-1, chloroplastic. Gene Ontology annotation, molecular function: calcium ion binding. Gene Ontology annotation, cellular component: photosystem II; photosystem II oxygen evolving complex; chloroplast. Gene Ontology annotation, biological process: photosynthetic electron transport chain; photosynthesis. The record is from RefSeq and is a predicted model, not a curated record. NCBI's taxonomy places the organism in Eukaryota, Viridiplantae, Streptophyta, Bryopsida, Funariales, Funariaceae.
GCCGGGACUUUCAUGGGGCGUUGUGAUUCAAGCCUUCCUGCGACGUUGCGGUGAUCGGUUCCUCGGCUCCAUCGCGGAUCCGUGACGACGACGACGACUUGUGACCGGUGUUAUUGUUGCUGCAGCGAUGGCCAACGCAGUUGCAUGCAUGGCGGGUCUGUCCCAAGGCGCGAAGCUGGGGAGCAGCUUGGCCGGGACUAAGGUGGUGAGCAGCGGCAGUGGUAUGGCCGCGGCCGUGCAGUGCGGCCCCGUGAGUGUGCGCGCCCAGAGCGAGGAGGCGCAAUCCCGCAGGGGAUUCUUGAGCUUGGCCGCCGUGUCCCUGGCUGCCACUGCUCUCGCCGGCAAUGCCCGCGCUCUUGAGGCCAUCAAGCUGGCUCCCCCUCCACCCCCCUCCGGUGGCUUGCCCGGAACCGAAAACGCUGAUCAAGCCCGAGACACGGAUUUGCCUUUGAAGUCGAGGUUCUACUUGCAACCCAAGACCCCUCAGGAAGCCGCGGAGCGUGUUAAGACCGCAGUGGAGGCCAUCAAGGAAGUCAAGCCCUUGAUCGAAAAGAAGGCAUGGCCAUACGUCCAGAACGGUCUGCGCUCGUCCGCAUCGUACUUGCGAUACGACCUGAACACCAUCGAGGCAUCCAAACCUAAGGCUGACAAGAAGGCCUUCAAGGCUCUGACCGCCAAGGCCCUUGAUACCUUGGACACCUUGGACUACGCAGCGAGAGUGAAGAGCCUACCCAAGGCUGAGAAGGCGUACGCAGAGACCGUUGCCUUGCUCGGUGAAGUUAUGUCCCAGUUAUAGAUCUAGGGAUCUGCAUACAAUGUAACAAUAGAAGCCUGAAUCUUAUGCAACCGGAUACUUUCCCUUUCAUGUGCAUUUGUCUCUGCAAGCCUGCUGGUUUGAGAACGGUACAUUAUGCCUGUAGACAUCACAAGUGAUUCUGUAAGCCCGUAAUUUGUCGACUAUACCACAUUGUUUUAUCAUUGAAGCAGUC